CCCCGUCCGCCAAUACCAUCCCGUUCCCAUCUAAUCAAACGUCCAUCACUUCGCCAUUUCCUGCUUCUGCUCAUCGCCCCCUGCCUCCAAAACCAAAAGCGACGAAAAGCUUUUUUUUUCCCUCCCACCGCCUUUGCGCAGUUUCUAACCGUCGCCUUUCCCUUUCACUUCCUCUUCCGUUCCGGUUGCUCCGACGAGCGGAGCGACGUCCUUUUCUUCUUCUCACUCGGUUCGUCGGCUACUUCCUCAAAGUUGCCGGCGGCGAUUUCUUCAACGCAGCGAGACAGCAGAUCACGCAAAGUUGCCGGCGGCGAUUUCUUCAGCGCAGCGAGACAGCAGAUCACGCGAUCAGUCCCUGAAUCCCGCUCUCUUUCCGUUUCCGCAGCCAGUUUCUCGUCGAGGUAAGCAACUCAUCUCUCUCUCUCUCUCUCUCUCUCUCUCUCUCUCUCUUUCUUUCUGUGCUUCAGAGCAGUAUAUGUUGCAGUUCUUGAAUCACGCACUCUUCGUCUUUUCCAAUGCCUUCCAAGAUUUUGAGUCGUUCAGCUUGUUUGAAGAAGUUCGUAAUCGCUGGUGAUGAAAGUCUUAUGUUUAUCCUUCCGAUUCAUAUACGGUAGCGAUUUUGUGAAUGUGCACUGAAUCUUGUUUGUUUCAACGCUGAGUCUGUUUUCGUUGCAGCAUUUUGUCGAGCAGGUGGGGGGGGUCUCUGUGGAACGAAAACAAAAUGGUCAAGUUUCUCGAAAUCGAUGGCAAACCCUUCGAUGUUGGCAGCCAGAAUAGUUUCAAGAAACGUGUGGCCGAAACUCUGAAACGCCGAUCCGACUCUGAUGGUCUUGAUAUCAGCUUCGAGUUCUCUGCAUAUACUGAUCGUGCAAUCUUUGACGACCUCUUGGAAUGCGCCGCUGCAUAUAAGCUUCAGCAUUUGUGGGUUCGCGGUUUCACUGAACAUACGUUAUAUUUUGGUGAACCGGGCCUUGUUUUCAAGUCCAUCAUCACCCAUUGUGGUCCGUCGCUGGAAAAUCUGGAGUUGGAAGACUUCAAGUUUGAUGGAGCGUUGGUGUUUGGGAACUCCUGCUCUGGUUUCAAAGCGCUCACAGCUCUGUCUCUGUCCAAUUGCUUCUUGGAUUUCACAGAUUAUACGCUACUUAACCCUUUUACUUAUUUCCCUGCGCUGAAGCAGUUGAGGCUGAGUGAUUUCGGCCGCGAUGAGAGUAAUUGUGAAGAUACUGAAACGCCCAGGUGUUUGGAAAUAAAAGGAGACCAAUUGCUUACUCUGGAACUAAACAGACUCUCUGGUUUCGAUGAGAUCGAAGUAUCAGCUGCGAGCCUCAAUCUUUUUACUUAUAGGGGCGAUCUCCUGGCUACAGAACUCUCCUUGAACCUUACAUCCUUGGAGACUGCAGAUAUCGUGUUAAAAAGUUUGGAUGAGGAUGAUGAUGCGGAGAAAAAACUGAAGAACUUGUUCAAUGGCCUGUCUCAUGCGAAAUCUCUCGACUUGGCCGUCGAUGCCACCAAGCCAUUGUGGGACGCUUGUAAGCUGGUGCAAGAUCAACGUUCGCCAUUUAGAAGAUUGGAAUCCUUGGCUUUGCGUCUUAUGAUAGAGGAGAACAUAACCGUGAUACCUCAGUACGUGAAGGGCUACUUUUUCGGCGACUCCCCUCCCAAACCUAAAAAUGUAUGGACAGAAGUCAAGAUGAAGAAGCCAUGAAUCCCUCGCCAUCCUUACGACCUGGACAUUUUGCAAACUGGAAGUUCGAUUGCUCCUGAGUUCUGAGAAAACAGAGGAUGAAAGAAAUUGUUUCCUGUACCUUGUAAACUAGGGGAUAUGUUGUUAAUGCUAUACUUGGUUGCUGUAACUCAUCGAAGUAGAGUCUGAUUGUGUACUUUUUGUUUUGUGAUAGUCUUACAUUCUUGGCAGUGGACUACAGGGGGAAAAUGAGUGACUACAGCUUUGAACCUUGGUGCCUCUCCUUUUCUUUAGUUUUGAAAGUGGAUUAUAGCGGGAAAUGAAUAAACUUUUCGUGG
Messenger RNA from Linum trigynum, 2022 nucleotides. The record is from the annotation of a GenBank genome assembly. Lineage: Eukaryota; Viridiplantae; Streptophyta; Magnoliopsida; Malpighiales; Linaceae.